Molecule: messenger RNA, 1870 nt
Organism: Pomacea canaliculata
Lineage: Eukaryota; Metazoa; Mollusca; Gastropoda; Architaenioglossa; Ampullariidae
Product: tubulin alpha-3 chain-like
Exons: 6
Coding region: 151-1602 (483 amino acids)
Biological process (GO): mitotic cell cycle; microtubule cytoskeleton organization
Cellular component (GO): microtubule; cytoplasm
Molecular function (GO): structural constituent of cytoskeleton; GTP binding
Source: RefSeq, a predicted model, not a curated record
CAGUGACGUCAGUCCUUUAAACUUUAGAGGGAAAAUUGACGUCACAAAAUUUAAACUGACAUUUCCUUCUUGUCGCUACCACUUCUGACUUUGGAGCGGUGUUCAAAUCUCUUGUCAUUUGGGCUGAAAGUGCUACUAGUCUUCAAAAACAUGCGUGAAGUAAUCUCAAUCCAUACUGGUCAAGCUGGAGUUCAGAUUGGCAAUGCCUGUUGGGAGCUGUACUGUCUGGAACAUGGAAUCCAGCCAGACGGACAGAUGCCAUCGGACAAGACCAUUGGAGGGGGAGACGACUCCUUUAACACCUUCUUCAGUGAAACAGGAGCAGGAAAACAUGUACCAAGGGCUGUGUAUGUCGAUCUGGAACCGACGGUGAUCGAUGAAGUGCGAACGGGUACAUAUCGCCAACUUUUCCACCCCGAGCAGCUGAUUACUGGGAAGGAAGAUGCCGCCAACAACUAUGCGCGCGGCCAUUACACCAUCGGAAAAGAAAUUAUCGAUCUUGUUCUUGAUCGAAUUAGGAAACUAGCGGACAUGUGCACCGGUCUUCAGGGCUUCCUCAUCUUCCACAGUUUUGGGGGAGGCACUGGAUCAGGUUUCGCUUCUCUCCUUAUGGAACGCCUCUCAGUGGAUUAUGGAAAAAAGUCCAAGCUGGAGUUUGCUGUGUAUCCUGCUCCUCAGGUAUCGACUUCUGUGGUGGAGCCUUACAACUCUAUCCUGACCACACACACUACACUCGAACACUCCGACUGCGCCUUCAUGGUAGACAACGAGGCCAUCUACGACGUCUGCCGUCGCAACCUGGACAUCGAGCGUCCUACUUACACCAACCUCAACCGCCUCAUUAGUCAGAUUGUCUCUUCCAUCACCGCAUCCUUGCGCUUUGACGGCGCUCUUAACGUUGACCUUACGGAAUUCCAGACGAACCUCGUGCCGUAUCCCCGUAUACAUUUCCCGUUGUCAACUUAUUCCCCUGUCAUUUCUGCGGAGAAGGCCUACCACGAGCAGCUGACUGUUGCUGAGAUCACAAACGCCUGCUUCGAGCCGGCCAACCAGAUGGUGAAGUGUGACCCACGUCACGGCAAGUACAUGGCCUGCUGCUUACUGUACCGCGGUGACGUCGUGCCCAAGGAUGUCAACGCCGCCAUCGCUACUAUUAAGACAAAGCGCUCCAUCCAGUUCGUAGACUGGUGUCCGACAGGCUUUAAGGUGGGCAUCAACUACCAGCCACCCACGGUGGUACCAGGAGGAGACCUGGCUAAGGUGCAGCGUGCUGUGUGUAUGCUGAGCAACACCACCGCCAUUGCCGAGGCCUGGGCACGACUGGACCACAAGUUCGACCUGAUGUACGCCAAACGGGCCUUCGUGCACUGGUACGUGGGGGAAGGCAUGGAGGAGGGCGAGUUCUCCGAGGCACGAGAAGAUCUGGCGGCCCUGGAGAAAGACUACGAGGAGGUCGGCAUUGACUCAGUGGAAGCCGAAGGAGAAGAGGAGCAUCUGAAGGAUAUUAAAGAAGCCAGCUUAUUAGCUGUCCUGACCGCAUUCUUUUUGACCCAAAGAUGGAGAUGGAUUUCAAGGAGAGAAGAGGUGUUGUUCUUACCGUAAAAGGAAGCAGACAAGAAUUUGUUGUCGCAUUCCCAGACAAUCUUUAACACAACUGCAGAAAAUAAUAUUCUGCAGAAUCCUACAUACCGACAAUAGUCUGAGCAGAUUGACGUCAUAUCUAACAAUAGUUCCAUUAGACAAAAGUAAAUUUGCAUUUUUAUCUCUAAAUAUUUUGAUGUUUGCUGUAACCAGUUUCGGUUUUCGUUUGGAAAGGGGAGACUUCAUCUUCACAAGUUCAAUAAAAAAAUUUUGUAUUCCUAUCAAUGAA